AUGGCCUCCCACGAUCACACCCAGGGCACAGGCUCCGUCUCUGCAGAUAUCAAGCAUCGCAGCGUGAGCCCAUCACCCCACGCCCAACAGCAAUAUCACGACCCAACCGUGGGUCUAGCCCUGGACCCCUCCAUGUCAGCCGCAUACGGGACAAAUCCGCAAUUUGACACCUCCAAUGCCGAUCCCAGCAUCAGCGGCACCGAAUCUUACGGCUACCCAGCAAAUUACCACUUUUCUGGAGCUGCACAAGCUCAAGGCCUCGUGCCUCCAUCCACUCAGCCUUUCCCGCCAAUGCUGAAUACGACCAACAUCGGGAUGUCACAAUCAUUCAACCCAAACAUGGCAAAUCAACUGGACCCAGGGGUUUCGAGCCUGCAAACAGGGCAGCUCACUGAGAAUUUCUCCAAUCUGCUCAAUUCAAAUACGGGGGAUCUGGAUUUCUCAGCAUACCAAAGCCAUAGCCCUAACAGUGCUAGCGCAUCCGAGUAUGAUUCGUCGCUGCUGUUAGAUCCGCAAAUGCAUCAGCGCCAACAGGCCAUGCACCAAGCGGUCAACCCAGCUGAUCUUGUCAGCCCUAUCUCCAAUCCCUCUGCAUCUUCACACCAUUCUUCGCAAGACCCGCAGCAGUCAUCUCCCGGACCAAUGUCACCUCCCGGAGGGACUCCUGGAGCAUUCUAUACUCCUCGGCAUUCGCGACAUACCUCGCUGGAUCCAGCUGCGGCCGCCUAUCUUAGUGCGCAGGUGAACCCGGACUGGCAGUCCAUGAUGAACAACAACAGUGCCUUCCAGACCCAUCGCCGAGCACCGUCAGAGGUCUCGGAGGUCUCAUCGGCCAACCAUUCACCCUAUUUGUCUCAGCAUGAAUAUGAGGGUAUCGAAAACAAUGCUUCACCUUCCCUUGUGCCGCAGAAUGAUCCCGCGCUGUAUGAAAAUGCCCUCGGCAUUGAGCAGUUUACGCUGUCGGACCAACACCAGCAGGGCUUUAGCCCCGCCCAUAGCCCAUAUAUCUCGCCACGACUGAUGCCCCAGCAGACUAAUGACAUGGUCCCGAGUAUACAGUAUACCUCGACUAGCAAUCAGUUUCCCCCGGCCCCAACAGAAAUGUAUGGAAUGCCAGGUGAUGAUAUGAUGGGAUCAAUUCCCGCAGGCGACAUUGGUCAGGCAUCCCAAAUGGCGCCUCCAUCAAUCAACGUAGAAUUUGCGCCGCCAUCCAGAAGCCCAAGCUUCGGGCCACCCAAACCAGUUGCUAAUUUUGACUCGUUGAGCCCGCCCGCGAUGAGAUCUCGCGUGCGCAGCAAGUCAGAUCCCUACGCACACCCUGCUUCUCGUCAAAGAUCCCCCGCGACCUCAACAACCAGUCUCGAAGCCAUCGCUGCUACCUCCCCGCGAUCGCUAUCGCCCCACUCGCGCAGUAACCCCGGCUCUCGUGAUGCGUCUCCAUCAAGGUCUAACAGGCGUCUUUCCACGUCAUCCAUUGAGAGUCGCAACUACAUUCUAGACUUGGCUGAUCCAGGACGCCCCGGUGCUGCUCCCGGUGACUCGAAGCGCGUUCAAAAGCAUCCGGCCACUUUCCAAUGCAACCUGUGCCCUAAGCGGUUCACCCGAGCAUACAAUCUGCGCUCACAUCUCCGCACGCACACCGAUGAACGACCAUUCGUGUGCACAGUCUGUGGCAAAGCCUUCGCACGUCAACACGACCGCAAGCGCCACGAGGGCCUCCACUCCGGUGAGAAGAAGUUCGUCUGCCGUGGUGACCUUUCACGGGGCAGCCACUGGGGCUGCGGUCGUCGUUUCGCGCGUGCGGAUGCCCUCGGUCGCCAUUUCAGGUCCGAAGCUGGCCGCGUCUGCAUCAAGCCACUACUCGAUGAAGAGUCUCAGGAGCGUGACCGCGUCCUGGCUGAACAACAACAGCAUCAGCAGCAACCUGCCGGUCACCUUCAACCCGUUCCCCAGCCACUUGUUAUGCCCGGGGUCCCCGGCAUGGACGGCCAGUCUUCUGGUAACUUUGUCCUACCUGCGGCCCUCCUUGCGCAAUACCCCGCCUUGCAAACGCUGCAAUGGGACCAACUCGCCGCGGCAGGCGAUGACCCCAGUGACAUCGGUGGCCGGAGUAGCUUCGACGCCAGCUCUGGGGGCGAAUUCGGUUUCGACGACGACGAGUCUGGCAUCAGUAGUGUGUCAGGCAUAAGUGGUGGAUAUGGAAAUAAUCAAGGCACCAUGUAUGGCGGCCAGAUGCUCGGAAUGAAUCCAGGGGAUCCUGGAUACGUGGAUCAAAAAUGGAGUUGA
Molecule: messenger RNA, 2286 nt
Organism: Penicillium subrubescens
Lineage: Eukaryota; Fungi; Ascomycota; Eurotiomycetes; Eurotiales; Aspergillaceae
Gene: crzA
Product: putative C2H2 transcription factor Crz1
Exons: 2
Coding region: 1-2286 (761 amino acids)
Biological process (GO): regulation of DNA-templated transcription
Molecular function (GO): RNA polymerase II cis-regulatory region sequence-specific DNA binding; DNA-binding transcription factor activity, RNA polymerase II-specific
Source: RefSeq, a predicted model, not a curated record